Molecule: messenger RNA, 1599 nt
Organism: Cajanus cajan (pigeon pea)
Lineage: Eukaryota; Viridiplantae; Streptophyta; Magnoliopsida; Fabales; Fabaceae
Product: putative protein phosphatase 2C 59
Biological process (GO): protein dephosphorylation
Molecular function (GO): cation binding; protein serine/threonine phosphatase activity
Source: RefSeq, a predicted model, not a curated record
UUAAGCUUCCGAGGAACCACCAAAAAUAAAAAUAAUUAAUGUUUCCUUUUUUUUUAAUAGACUUUUCAUUCUCUCAUUAAUCCUGGUUGACCCAAUUGUGCAAUUAAUUUCCAAGAAGACUAUGCUAUUAUUGUUGAACAAACUGUGUCAUAAAAUCAAACAGAAUAGAAUACCCUGUCAUGGCAUUUCUUUUUCUCCUCUUUCUUAGGUUAAAACUGAAUUGAGUGAUUUUAGAAUGACCCAAUCCAACUAAUGUUAUGAUCACUUGGGAACAUUGGCAGAAAAGAAUAUGCAAUAGUGGUGUUGUUUGUUCAUUUUGGUCAAAUAAAUAGUAUCUGGGUACCCAAAAAAUAUUGUAGUUGGUAAUAUGGGGUAUCCCAAUUCAGUUUCUUCCUCUUCAGGCCAGAUUCGUGCUUCUGAUAAUGCACUUGUCAGCGGUGGAGGUCAAAGUCACAAUGGAAAUUUUAGCUAUGGGUAUGCUAGCUCUCCUGGCAAGAGAUCUUCAAUGGAAGAUUUUUAUGAGACAAGAAUUGAUGGUGUUAAUGGUCAAGUUGUUGGCCUUUUCGGAGUUUUUGAUGGUCAUGGUGGUGUCCGUGCUGCUGAAUAUGUCAAGAAAAACCUGUUUAGUAAUUUGAUCAGUCACCCAAAAUUCAUUUCUGACACCAAAUCAGCAAUAGUUGAUGCAUAUAAUCAUACCGACUCUGAAUUUCUAAAAUCCGAAAAUAGUCAUAACAGAGAUGCAGGAUCAACUGCAUCCACUGCUAUUCUAGUUGGUGACCGCUUGCUUGUUGCAAAUGUUGGGGACUCUAGAGCUGUUAUAUGCAGGGGUGGAAACGCCAUUGCUGUUUCACGAGAUCACAAGCCAGACCAAACGGAUGAGAGGCAAAGAAUUGAAGAUGCUGGAGGCUUUGUUAUGUGGGCUGGGACUUGGAGAGUUGGAGGUGUUCUUGCUGUUUCUCGUGCAUUUGGUGAUAGACUCCUGAAGCAAUAUGUUGUUGUUGAUCCAGAAAUUCAGGAAGAAAAAGUUGACAGCUCCCUUGAAUUUCUUAUUCUAGCCAGUGAUGGGCUAUGGGAUGUUGUCACAAAUGAGGAAGCUGUUGCUAUGAUUAAACCAAUUCAGGAUGCUGAGGAGGCAGCAAAGAGGUUGAUGGAAGAAGCAUCACAGAGAGGGAGUGCUGACAAUAUCACGUGUGUUGUUGUUCGUUUCUUGAUGAACCAAGGUGCUGCUUCUCAUAGUAGCUCUGGGGGUAAGCAACAGUCAGUAGGAGGUUUGCGUACAUAGGCAAGUUAUGGAUCCAAAGAUGGGAGGACUUGCCAAAAAUCAUGCAAGAGUUGAAAAUAAAUUCCAACUUGUUAGGGUCAUUUUGCAUAAAUCUAUUCAUUGUCUCACUUUCAUAAUUGAACCUCUAUUUGGUAGGUAGGAAACCUGUAUAAGGAAUGUGGCUAGAGUUCUCAUUGCACAUGCUGCAUGUAAACAUGGGUCUUUAGUCCAUCUAGUUUCCUUAGGGUUGUUUAUUUCUGUUCCAUUGAAUAUUAUUUGUCUAUGUGAAUUGUGGUUUCUAUCAAGUGUAAUCUAUAAAUAUAAGUAACAUUGAUUUC